Messenger RNA from Sesamum indicum (sesame), 1465 nucleotides. RefSeq names its product Polynucleotidyl transferase, ribonuclease H-like superfamily protein. Gene Ontology annotation, biological process: rRNA 5'-end processing. NCBI's taxonomy places the organism in Eukaryota, Viridiplantae, Streptophyta, Magnoliopsida, Lamiales, Pedaliaceae. The record is from RefSeq and is a predicted model, not a curated record.
ACCCAAUUGUUUCCAAGGGCUGCAGCAUCAGUUUCAUUGCCAUGGGAGGAGCAAAUUCCCCCAAAUGCCCUUAGCCGGAAGCGCGACCCGUCGUGGCGGGGCGGCUUCAGUCUAGGGGUAGACUUGGGAUUGUCCCGCACCGGCGUUGCCCUUAGCAAAGGCUUCUCCAUUCGCCCCUUAACGGUUCUUCAAUUAAGAGGGCAGAAGCUUGAGCUUAGACUUCUUGAUAUUGCUGAAAAGCAGGAAGUUGAUGAAUUCAUAAUUGGGCUUCCAAAGUCUGGUGAAGGGAAGGAGACAGAGCAAUCGAAUAAAGUUCGUAGCGUGGCUGGGAGGCUUGCAGUUCGAGCUGCGGAGAGGGGGUGGAGAGUAUACCUGCAGGAUGAGCAUGGAACAUCUGCCGAGGCUCUGGACCAUAUGAUAGCCAAGGGCCUCAGUAGAUCUGCUCGUGAAGGGAGGAUUGACGCGUAUGCUGCUGUGAAGUUGCUUGAAAGAUAUUUUUCAUAUUUGGGGAAAGGAAUAGAACUUGUUAUACCCAAGCAGGUGGAACUCCAGAACAAGCUCCGCCAGGGUCCACCCAAGGAUGUCGACUUUUUCCCAGACGAUUAACAAGGUUUGUAAGUUACAAGCUUUUGUCAGCAAAAAGGAUAGCAGCUUUUUCCCAGGAGAAUUGCAAGGACGAUAAACUAUAGGCCAAGGAAUUUGCUGAUAAGCUAUAGGAGUUGAGCUAGUUAUCAGGGGAGACUCUUGAAUGUGUUCUUAUCGUAUUGGAGAUCCUUCGACGUGCAUAUCAAUCAAGGCUCCCGAAUGCUGGUGCAUGAAAUUUUUUGAUGUAAUUUCAAUUGUAAUGCAAGGUUUUUAUCAUGCAUGUUUUCUUUCAUUUUAAAUGUGCAUAUCUAGACAUCAAUCAUAGAAUGUGAAGAUGCAUAACAACAGAUAGAAAAGUUUAGUUACAUAUUUACAACUUAAAUUCUUGUGCUUUAAACAAUAAGCAGUUUUCUCAUAUUUUUUCUGGGUAAUUUGCCAUGAUUUUUUCCCCUGUUAAAGCUCUCAGAAUUGUCACUUCAACUUGCACUGUAGCCUUCGUGUUUCUCAGUCUGAAGUAGAGCGAAAUGAACUUAUGUUGUAUUUUCAACCUUCAAUUUCCUAUUGAAAACUGAGAUACAGAGGUAGCAAUUGUCUUGGGAGGGAUUUUGUAAAGCUCAGAAGAUCACACGGCUUCUGACCAUCAACAGAAGUUGUGUUCCAUGCGUGCAUCUCCAUUCAUAUUUGGAGACUCCUGUUGUUGCAGUCUCUCUCAAAAUGGAGCGGUUACGGCCUACACAUGACCCCCAAUCUUGGGAGGAAGAUCUCCAUGCAAGUCCAGCUUUACACUUGUAAAUCAUAUAAAGAAACUGGACUCUGACCUUCCAAUAAGCUCAACUCAAUUUUCCACAUGUUUCAAACUAUAAAUAUUCGCCGUCUUUCU